Drosophila persimilis is the source of this 3077-nucleotide messenger RNA. RefSeq names its product protein teashirt (gene tsh). The record is from RefSeq and is a predicted model, not a curated record. Gene Ontology annotation, molecular function: DNA binding; DNA-binding transcription factor activity, RNA polymerase II-specific. The transcript is spliced from 3 exons. NCBI's taxonomy places the organism in Eukaryota, Metazoa, Arthropoda, Insecta, Diptera, Drosophilidae. Gene Ontology annotation, biological process: regulation of transcription by RNA polymerase II. Bases 74 to 3007 code for a protein of 977 amino acids. Gene Ontology annotation, cellular component: nucleus.
UGUUAGCCAGGAUAUAGAACAUACUGCUGCAAAGUUCUCUAUCAAAACCGUCAAAAUUCAACAAAAUCUCAACAUGUUGCACGAGGCAUUGAUGCUCGAGAUCUACAGACAGGCGCUAAAUGCCGGCGCUUUGCCCACAGCUCGUCCCCGUUCCACGGAAUCGGCCAAUUCCAGCGAGCGGUGUCCCUCGCACGAAUCCAAUUCCUCCGACAAUGGGGGGCAGCGCGGGGACAACAGCGGAGGGGGUGUGAUGCCAGCCACAUCCAUGCACUCGACAUUCCCGGCCGUGCCGCAGAACCUGCCCGCACAGCCCCCCUCCAUGGAGGCGUAUCUGCAUAUGGUGGCCGCGGCCGCACAGCAGUACGGCUUCCCCUUGGCUGCGGCGGCGGCCGCAGGACCCCGCCUGCCCCUGCCCCUGCCCAAUGAGGCGGCGGCCCCGUUCAAGCUGCCACCGCAAGCAUCGCCCACGGCCUCCAGCAAUCACUCGGAGGCGCUGGACUUUCGCACGAAUCUUUAUGGCCGGGCGGAGUCCGCCGAGCCGCCAGCUUCCGAGGAGGAGGAGGACUUCGAUGACGGGGCCAACAAUCCCCUGGAUCUGUCGGUGGGCACACGGAAACGCGGCCACGACGCCGAGCCACAGCUGGGCCACAUCCAGGUGAAGAAGAUGUUCAAGUCGGAGAGUCCUCCGGCGAUUCCUUCGCCUACGCCGGCGCCGCCCACUGCCAGCCAACUGAUGCCCGGAGUGAAUCCCUAUCUGGCGGCUGUGGCGGCCGCCAAUAUUUUCCGCGCCGGACAGUUUCCCGACUGGAAUGGCAAAAGCGAUCUGGUGGUGGAUCCCCUCGAGAAGAUGUCGGACAUUGUGAAGGGAGGCGCCCAAGGACACAAGGAGAAGCAUCAUCAUCAUCAUCAUCAGUCGAAGGCCACACCGCCCGCACAGUCAGCACCGCCAAAGAGUCCCGCACAGCAGCAGCAACACCACAAUUCCGAGGGAGGAUCUGGUGCAGCAGCAGGUGCCACACCCGCCUCCGGUGGCGGCGUCACCAAGGCCCGCCACAACAUCUGGCAAUCGCAUUGGCAGAACAAGGGCGUGGCCAGCUCCGUCUUCCGGUGUGUGUGGUGCAAGCAGAGCUUCCCCACCCUGGAGGCCCUGACCACCCACAUGAAGGACAGCAAACACUGCGGCGUGAAUGUGCCACCGUUCGGGAAUCUGCCGAGCAACAAUCCCCCCCAGCACCAGCACCAGCACCACCAACAGCACCACCAUCCGGCACCACCGCCGCCACCGCAGAACCACCAGAAUAUGCGCAAGCAGGGGGGCGGCGGCGGCUCCCAGGCGAAUCACUCCCCCUCGGCGAACGUGAAGAACGCGUUUCAGUACCGCGGCGAUCCCCCGACGCCGCUGCCCCGGAAGCUGGUGCGCGGCCAGAACGUGUGGCUGGGGAAGGGCGUGGAGCAGGCCAUGCAGAUCCUGAAGUGCAUGCGGUGCGGCGAGAGCUUCCGCUCGCUCGGCGAGAUGACCAAGCACAUGCAGGAGACGCAGCACUACACGAACAUCCUCUCCCAGGAGCAGAGCAUCUCCAUCAAGUCCCAGAACCAGGCCAACGCCAAUGCGGACUCCAAGGACAACCACAACAACAGCCUCAGCUCCGAGGAGAGCCGCACCCUGAGCGCCGUGCUCACGUGCAAGGUGUGCGACAAGGCCUUCAACAGUCUCGGCGACCUGAGCAAUCACAUGGCCAAAAACAAUCACUAUGCCGAGCCGCUGCUCCAGAAUGCCGGCGCCCGCAAAAGGCCGGCCCCCAAGAAGAGGGAGAAAUCCCUGCCGGUGAGGAAACUCCUGGAAAUGAAGGGCGGCGGGGCGGGCAAUCAGGACGAUUUGGCAGCGGAAAAGAGUGCUGUUCAAGGCAAGCCCGGCCUCGGACCGGGCGGAGGGGACAAAAACGAUGCCGCUUUGUUUGCGGAACGCAUGCGGCAGUACAUAACGGGUGUGAAGUCCCCGGAGGAGAUCGCCAAGGUGGCUGCCGCUCAGCUGUUGGCCAAAAACAAGUCGCCCGAGCUGCUGGAGCAGAAGAACGGCAAUGCCAAGCCGGGCAAUUCCUCGGUACUGAGUGCCAUCGAGCAGAUGUUCACCACCAGCUUUGAUACGCCGCCGCGGCACGCCAGCCUCCCGGCGAGCAGUCCCUCCAACUCGUCCACCAAGAACACCUCCCCCGUGGCCAGCAGCAUCCUGAAACGCCUCGGCAUCGACGAGACGGUGGACUACAAUAAGCCCCUGAUUGACACGAAUGAUCCGUACUAUCAGCACUAUCGGUACACGAGCAGCGAGCGGAGCGGCAGCGAGUGCAGUGCGGAGGCGGCCAGGCCACGUCUGGAUGCCCCAACGCCCGAGAAGCAGCAGCCGCUGAUGGCCUCCGCCUCCGCCAUGGAGGAGUCUUCGGCCGGCAAGUCCGUGGGCAGCAUCAAGCAGGAGGAGGCCAUCAAAAUGGAGAUCAAGUCUGAGAUCAGCGACGAGCAGAACGAUGACACGGCCAUGCCGUCGCCCAAAAUGGAGGCCACCCUGGUCAACGGCAGCUACACCGCCUCCUCCGCUGCCAACAACAAUAACAACAACAACAACAACAAUGUGGAGCGGGCCUCGCCCAAGACCCCCUCGGUGGCAGGGAGCCCGCAGUCGAGGCUCCUGCCGCCGCGUAGUCCGGCGGACAGCCAGCGUUCGGCCACACCCAAGUCUCCAGCCUCCAGCCACAAGUCGUACGACGGCAGCGAGGGCAACAAAAAGUAUCCCAGUGACUCCCUGAAUGCUUUGUCCUCGAUGUUCGAUUCGUUGGGGGCCAGUGGCGGCGGGGCCGCAGCCAAUACGAGAGCCAAGCUGGCCGCCGCUGCAGCCGCUGCCACCGGGGGAGUCCUGCCCGUGGCCGGCGGUAGCGAGUCUCCGGAGAAUCUAAGCGCCAGCAAUUCGCUGGCGGCCUUGCGACAGUUCUGCGUGAAGAAGGAGAAGACCGCCUAAGAGCUGGAGCUUCUCGGCCGCAAACCGGACCGUUCCGUAAAACGCUCUCGUUAGCCUCGUUUUUUCGUUG